CUGCCUGAAUCCAGCGAGCAACAUUAGCGAGUUCUUCCCCAAAACGCAAACAACAACAUCACUGAAAAGAUGAAAUUCUUCGUCGUCGUUGCCCUGGCCAUGGUUGCCGCCGUCGCCGCCCAGGAUAAGUACACCACCAAGUACGACGGUGUCGAUCUGGACGAGAUCCUCAAGUCGGACCGACUGUUCAACAACUACUACAAGUGCCUGCUGGACCAGGGCCGCUGCACCCCGGACGGUAACGAGCUGAAGCGCAUCCUUCCCGACGCCCUGCAGACGGACUGCGCCAAGUGCAGCGAGAAGCAGAAGACUGGCACCGAGAAGGUAAUCAACUAUCUGAUCGAUAACCGCAACGACCAGUGGCAGAACCUGCAAAAGAAGUACGACCCGGAGAACAUCUACGUCAACAAGUACCGCGAUGAGGCCAACAAGAAGGGCAUCAAGCUGUAAGGUGUGGAGCACUAUGUUUUCGUUAGUGUUUCCCAUCCUUCCCCUGGCACCAGACGACCCCGCUUCGACGAUGAGUUCUACCAGCGAUUCGCGUUAAACGGCAGGAAGCAAAAUGGAUGGGCGGUAGAUGCCGCCUCUAGCACUUAAGACGGGAUGAAAGUGAGAGAGAGAAAACCGACAAAAAAACUACCAACAAACUCCAGCUCAGACCAGUCAGCGAAAGUGGAGGGUGAAACCAUCAGCACCACCAUCAGCAGCAUGAUCGUGUUGUAGCCAAACUGUAUCCAAACAACACUCGAGAGCGAAGCAGCGAUGUGGAAUAAGGAUCUGGCGAGGAAACAACGUUGUCGAAUCCUAUGGGUUCAUGAAGCAUUAUAUUUUUGUGUUAAUAGAAAAGAGUAAGAUAAAAACAUCCAGCGAAUAACACCACGCAGGAUGGGAUCCUUCACGAUACGCUGUGCGGGCUGAGCGAAUUUCAACUGUUAACUUCAUCAGUACAUAAAUAAACAGGUUAAACCAUUUUAUC
Molecule: messenger RNA, 976 nt
Organism: Anopheles coustani
Lineage: Eukaryota; Metazoa; Arthropoda; Insecta; Diptera; Culicidae
Product: ejaculatory bulb-specific protein 3-like
Exons: 2
Coding region: 70-450 (126 amino acids)
Source: RefSeq, a predicted model, not a curated record